CGUUUCGUAUAUUGCCGUCACCUUGAAAAGUGUUCAACGCGUUUCUUUUUCAAUCGUCUGCAAUUUCGCGAGUGGAUCAACUUUUUUUUUUAAAUUCUUAUUCGAAGUACUUAGGUGAGAUUUAUUAUGCAUUUUAACUAAAGAAAAAAAAAAAACAAAGGAUAAAUAUUCAUUUUUUUGUGUCUAAAUGUCCCGGAGAUCGUACAAAAAGUCUUUGUCGACCGGAGCAACAAAACUCUUUAAACGUAUUAAAAUGAGUACCCCUAAUAUUAAGAAGAAUAAAGACGACGCUAAUAGAGAUGUUAGCGAUACUGAUCUUGCAAAUGAAGCAAAAAGUGUUAUUGAAAAACUUUUAGGAGAUGUCAGUAAAACUUCGGCAACAAAACAAAUUAUUAUUGGAACCACAUCAGGAUGGAUGACGGGAUUUUUGACGAUGAAAGUGGGAAAAGUUGCAGCAUUUGCAUUGGGAGGUGGAAUUAUUAUUCUACAAGUUGCUGCACAUCAAGGAUAUAUAAAAAUAAAUUGGGACAAAGUACAAAAAAAAGCGGAGAAAAUCUCUGACAAAGUUGGAGAAAAAGUUACUGGCGAGGGACCUAAAAUGUUAGACAAGAUGGAAAGGUUCGUGGACCAAAAAUUGGAUAAAGCGGAGAAAUUAUUGAAAAAUGGAGAGAGAACAACGCGUCGUUGGUAUCAUUCAAUAACUGGUGAUUCGAAAUUUCAAGUUAAGGAAAUUCACAUUUUUCUCGCAGCCUUUGGAGCUGGUCUCGCUAUUGGCCUUGCUUCAGCAAACUAGGUAACGUUAUGCUGUAAUCUGAAUAUUAUAAGUAGAUUUCGUUCGAGACUUUUGGAUAAUCUCACAUUAGAUCGACAUCAUUCAACUGACGAUGAAACAAUUAAUCAAUUGACAAGAAUAAAAGAAGGAAGAAAAUGGUUUUUGGAACAUAGACACUAAAAAGAAAAAGAAAAAUCUAAUUUUUCUAAUAAAAAACAUAUUAUCGUCGACAAAAAAAAAAGUUAAAAUAAUUUAUACAAAAUUCCAGUUAAUUGAUGGUGAAAAAUUGUUUUUUUUUUUUUAGAAAAAAAAUCUUGCUUUUGUUGAACAUGAAAAAAAAACAAAAAAAUUUUAAGGGAAAAAAGAGAAAAAAAAAAACAUUGGAAUACAAGAAUUUUAAAGAGAAAAAAUUUAUCACAAUUUUGAAAAAAAAGAAAAUUUGUCAUUCUAUAUUUUUUAAAAUGAAAAAUUGUUUCAUUUUUUUUUUAAUUUGCUGAAUUUUUGAACAAAAUAUAUAAUAAAAAUAUAUUGUCUCGAUUUAAAAAAAAAAAAAAAAAAUAUUCAGACUACAGCAGCGUGAGUUUACAAAAUUUCUUAAUAUUAUUUUGCGAUAUUGUAAAUCUUAGGAAAAUUGUAUUGGAAAACCACGACGGAUAGAAUUUAAGGAAAACAAAACUGCGAUUUUUUUUUUAAUGUACUCCUUUUUGCGUACUAGUCUACGAUUGUAAAUCGAUUAUUACUAUUAUUGAUAUUUAUUUAUACUCGCGGUAUGUUUAUUAUUUUUUCUCGCAUUUCAUCCUAUUUUUUUUUUUUUUGGAUGAUCCUUUUUUUUAGCUGUGAUUUCUUUUGAAUCUAUACAUAGUAGUUAAGAUAGCUCAGCUUUUUUUAUUGUCAACAAAUCUUUAUUUAAAAAAAAAAAAAAAAAAAACGCUGCUUAUUCUUCGGGUAUUAUUAAAUAAUAUCCGCUACGAGAAUUAAUUAAUUAAUUUAAAGUUCUAAAUAAGAUAUUCUCUAAAGUCUGAUUUUUUAAAAAUAAUAUUGGUUAUUAAUUUUCAAAGAUAAAAAUUCAUAAUACAUUAAAAAUAUCGAAAGAACAAAAUAUUUAUAAUAAGAAAAUUCAAAAAUUUGAAUUUGGAAAAUUUGCUUUUUUGCAACUUUAAAUUUACUAAAAAUAUAAAAUGUAGAUUAAGUUAUUUAAUUUUAUAUAUAAAAAAAAUUUUUGAGAUCAACAAAAAUUUUUAUUUCUACAAAUUUUGUUUCUUUUUUUUUUCAAAAAACUUUUUUAGUUUUAUUUUUACGAAGCUGAAGUACGCAACGUUUAUAUAAACGAUUUUUAAAGAAAUAAUUUUUUAAAAUGAAAAAUUCUAUAAUUUUUUGUCUAAAAAAUAUUUUUUUUAUAAUUUGUUGAUUAAUGAAAACUACAAGAAAUAUUUUUUUAGGCAAAAAAUUAUAGAAUUUUUCAUAUUAAAAAAUUAUUUCUUUAAAAAUCAUUUAUAUAAACGUUGCGUACUUCAGCUUCGUUUAUUUUUGAAAAUUGUUUAAACACUUUAAAAAAAAAAUAAAGUUCAUGGAUACGUGCGACUCUAUAAUGUAUUGAAAAACCAGAAUUAUAAAUAUUAUUAUAAAUUCUCGAUUGUUGAAUAGUUAUUAUAUUAUUAACACAUUGUAGAGCUAAGUCACUUUGUAAACUCGAAAAUAAUAUUAUUAAUUGAAUUAAUUGUGAUGGAAAAAUUAAAAUCUAUCAGUAUUUACAAAA
Molecule: messenger RNA, 2528 nt
Organism: Leptopilina boulardi
Lineage: Eukaryota; Metazoa; Arthropoda; Insecta; Hymenoptera; Figitidae
Product: FUN14 domain-containing protein 1
Exons: 4
Coding region: 188-793 (201 amino acids)
Biological process (GO): autophagy of mitochondrion
Cellular component (GO): mitochondrial outer membrane
Source: RefSeq, a predicted model, not a curated record